Cylas formicarius (sweet potato weevil) is the source of this 795-nucleotide messenger RNA. RefSeq lists its product as uncharacterized. The coding region runs from base 1 to 795 and encodes 264 amino acids. Lineage: Eukaryota; Metazoa; Arthropoda; Insecta; Coleoptera; Brentidae. The transcript is spliced from 3 exons. The record is from RefSeq and is a predicted model, not a curated record.
AUGGAUGUCUGCACCUUAACAGAAACAAAGAAAAAGGGUCAAGGAAACGAAAUAGUAGGAGAUCAUAUUCACUUCUACAUUGGAGUGGAAAAACAUGCUAGAGCUAAAAGAGGAGUAUCUAUCGUAGUACACAAAAAACUCAAGAAAAAUAUUAAGGCAUGGGAAGAACAAAUACUAAAGUUAGAAUUACAAAUAUAUGGACAUUACAUUAUCUGCCUCGCAGUAUAUGCCCCUAGUGAAGACGCUGGCACCCAAAAUAAAGAUGAAUUUUAUGGAAAAUUUAACGAUACAUUAAUGAGCAUCAAGGAAGAUAAUGAAACAGUUAUUAUGGGAGAUCUAAAUGCACGUACAGGCAGCAAGCAGGCAGAUAUGGUGAACAAGAAAAAGCAGAACAACCCAGAAUGGUGGGCAAAACAAGCGGAGGAUGUAAUUAAAGAGAAGAAGAAGGCAUAUCACCACUGGCUAAAUACUAAAAGGGAUAAAGAUAGAGAAAUAUAUGCAGAACUAAAUAAAGUAGCAAAAAGACUAGUUGAAAGAAGUAAAAAUGAACGCUGGGAGAAGACAUUCGAAGAAGUACGGCGCAGAAUGCUGGCGAAUGACGAAGAACGACAAGAAAGUUAUCGACACAGUAGAAAUGGAUUUCUUGCCAAGUGUCAAGUGUCGAGAGUAGCACACGUCAGGAGUGAAGAAAUACGAAGAAGAACAGGGAGAAAACAUACCAGCACUGACCGAAUAGAAACUAUGCUUGCCAGGAAAUUCUCUUUGCACAGCCGUACACAUCCUAUUUCGGCAUAA